GGGUAUGAGCUCUUUACUGUCCUGAAUACUCGUGGCCAAGGAGAAGAGAAGGUCCAGGAAUCUGUGUUCACAGAUACCACCUGACAGGAAAACGAGCGAGAAACUACCCUGUUUGUACAGGAAAGGACAAAAUCAUGCAAAAGUCCUGCAAUGAAAAACAAGGAAAACCUGAGUGCAGUGAGCCAAAGAGGGAGGAUGAACAUCCCUAUGGAGCAUUUGAAGGACAGCGACUGGAAGGGAAUUUCAGACAGAGGCUGCUUCAGUCUCUUGAAGAAUUUAAAGAAGACAUAGACUAUAGGCAUUUUAAAGGUGAAGAAAUGACAGGAGAGGAAGAAGAGAUGGAAAGGUGUUUGGAAGAAAUAAGAAGUCUGAGAAAAAAAUUUAGGGCUCUGCAUUCUAACCGCACCCCUUCUAGGGACCGUCCCUUUUAAUGCAAUAGCCUCAGAAAUUAUUUUCUGUUAUUAAUAUUCCAACUGCUUCCUGUUUUCACUUGAUUUUAUAAAUAUUUGCUAUUGUUUACUUCAAUCCUUCAGUUUUGGUUACAGCCAUGUAUAAACCUCAUGCUGUCCACAUCCCACUUUUCAACUUCACCCCACCAAUUUAAUAAGAAGUUUUGUCCAUUUAUAUGAAAGGACAAUCAUCUGGUAGUUUAUUGUAAACCCCAAACUGCAAGCUGAAAAGCAUUAUGCAUGCCUUAUGUGUUCAAUUAUGUAUGAUAUCAUACCAAAGAGGUUAAUAUAUGUGAUCUGGAUUUUCUUUCUUACUUUCCACAAAAUGAAUAUAUUCAUAUCUGUAUUUGUUUUAUUAAUUUUGUAUCACAGAAAGGAAAACAAUUAGACAUAAAGGAAAGAGGUUUAUCAAUCACUUUUGGGAAGCAGUGAAACGGCAAACUUUUAAUAACAGAAGUAUAAGAAAGGCAUGUCAACUGCAAAUUGCCUUUGGAUUUCUUAGCCAGAGGAAUAAACUGACCAUUAUAAAA
Molecule: messenger RNA, 979 nt
Organism: Arvicanthis niloticus (Nile rat)
Lineage: Eukaryota; Metazoa; Chordata; Mammalia; Rodentia; Muridae
Gene: Tceal7
Product: transcription elongation factor A like 7
Source: RefSeq, a predicted model, not a curated record